Molecule: messenger RNA, 2079 nt
Organism: Miscanthus lutarioriparius
Lineage: Eukaryota; Viridiplantae; Streptophyta; Magnoliopsida; Poales; Poaceae
Source: the annotation of a GenBank genome assembly
AUGGCCGCGCCAUCGGAGGACACGCUGCGGCGCGCGCUCGCGGAGCGCCAGGCCGCCGCGGACGCGCAGGCCGAGGCCGUGCGCGCGCUCAAGGCCGCCGGCGGCGCGUCCAAGGCCGACGUGGACGCCGCGGUCGAGGCUCUCAAGGCGCUCAAGGUCGAGGCCGGCGCCGCCGCGCGCCGGCUGCAGCAGGCGCUCGGGGCGGGCGCGGGUGGCGCCGCGAGGGAGGAGCUGAGGCAGGCGGUGGUGAACACGCUGGAGCGGAAGCUGUUCUACAUACCCUCCUUCAAGAUCUACCGCGGUGUCGCGGGGCUCUACGACUACGGGCCGCCCGGGUGCCGCGUCAAGGCCAACGUGCUUUCCUUCUGGCGCCAGCACUUCGUUUUGGAAGAGAACAUGUUGGAGGUUGACUGCCCCUGUGUGACGCCUGAGGUUGUCUUGAAGGCAUCAGGCCAUGUUGAGAAGUUUACUGACCUCAUGGUCAAAGAUGAGAAGACAGGCACAUGCUACCGUGCUGACCACUUGUUGAAAGAUUUUUGCAAGGAGAAGCUCGAGAAAGACCUUGCCUUGCCCCAAGAGAAGGCUGAUGAAUUUAAGCGUGUUCUUGCCAUUUUGGAUGACUUAUCAGCAGAGGAACUUGGUGCAAAGAUUAAGGAAUACAGCAUUGUUGCCCCUGAUACAAAGAAUCCGCUUUCUGAUCCCUACCCAUUCAAUCUUAUGUUCCAGACAUCUAUUGGCCCCACUGGUCUUAGUGUGGGGUAUAUGCGACCAGAGACUGCACAGGGUAUUUUUGUAAACUUCAAGGACCUGUACUAUUACAAUGGCCAAAAGCUCCCCUUUGCCGCUGCUCAAAUUGGGCAAGCUUUUAGAAAUGAGAUCUCGCCACGGCAAGGUCUUCUCCGAGUGCGUGAAUUCACAUUGGCAGAGAUUGAGCAUUUUGUGGACCCAGAGGACAAAUCACAUCCAAAAUUUGUUGAUGUUGCUGAUUUGGAGUUCCUGAUGUUUCCAAGAGAGCUGCAACUCUCUGGGGAGUCAGCCAAGCUAAUGAAGCUUGGGGAAGCAGUUUCAAAGGGAACUGUUAAUAAUGAGACACUUGGUUACUUCAUUGGAAGGGUCUAUCUUUUCCUGACAUGCUUGGGAAUUGAUAAGGGUCGGUUGCGCUUCAGGCAGCAUCUACCUAAUGAGAUGGCUCAUUAUGCUGCUGACUGUUGGGAUGCUGAGAUAGAGAGCUCUUAUGGGUGGAUAGAGUGCGUGGGUAUUGCUGAUAGAUCUGCAUAUGAUUUGAAAGCUCACACGGAGAAAAGUGGUGUCCCACUUGUUGCUCAUGAAAAAUUCUCCAAGCCUAGAAAGGUUGAGAAACUUGUCAUAGUUCCCUCAAAGAAAGACCUGGGGCUGGCUUUUAAGGGCAACCAAAAGAUGGUCCUUGAAGCAUUGGAGGCUAUGAGUGAGAAGGAAGCAUUUGAGAUGAAAGCUGAACUAGAAACCAAGGGGGAGACAAAUUUUAAAGUCUGCACACUUGGAAAAGAUGUGGUGAUUACAAAGAAGAUGGUAUCAAUCAGCAUGGAGAAGAAGCUGGAACAUCAGAGAGUCUUCACCCCUUCGGUCAUCGAGCCGUCAUUUGGCAUAGGCCGUAUCAUCUACUGCUUGUUUGAGCAUUCGUUUUACACAAGGCCUAGCAAAUCAGAAGAGGAACAACUGAAUGUCUUCCGGUUCCCUCCUCUUGUGGCUCCCAUCAAGUGCACCGUGUUCCCCCUCGUUAAGAAUCAAGAGUUUGAUGCUGCUGCCAAAGUUAUCGCUAAGGCAUUAACAACUGCUGGUAUCUCCCACAUUAUUGACACUACUGCAAUUUCUAUUGGGAGGAGGUACGCGAGGACAGAUGAGAUUGGUGUUCCAUUUGCUGUAACAGUGGAUUCGGCAACAAACGUGACGAUCCGAGAGAGGGACAGCAAGGAGCAGAUCCGUGUGGACAUCAACGAGGUGGCAUCCGUGGUGAAGCAGCUGACAGAAGGCCAAAGCACCUGGGCAGAUGUUUCUGCAAAGUAUCCUGCCCAUGUUGGUCCCCAAGGUGACCAGGAGUGA